Cuscuta europaea is the source of this 1399-nucleotide messenger RNA. NCBI's taxonomy places the organism in Eukaryota, Viridiplantae, Streptophyta, Magnoliopsida, Solanales, Convolvulaceae. The record is from the annotation of a GenBank genome assembly.
UCUAAAUCAAUUUCUCAUAAAGCGGAUUCCUAACGAGACAUAGAAAGAGUCGUAAAGAUGUCGAUUCCUUGGGAGAAGAGCGAAACAUGGAAGUGGUUAAUUAGUUAGGACUCAAAACUUCCUCUUGCCCGUUCCUAUUAUUGUAUGCCCCUCCAAGAAUUCCGAGCUGGUUCCGCCACCGUAGACAGGGGUAUUACUGGAGAAUCGGGCAGAGAUAUUAAUAUAUGGAAGGACCCUUGGCUUCCAGAUAGAAAUAGCCCAAGAGUGACUUCUGCUCCUAUCACGGGUUUGGAGCAGGCUUCUGUGGACAGUCUAAGGAGAGAAGACGGGCUCGACUGGGAUUUGGAUUUUCUUGGGGAUCUUUUUAAUCAACGAGAUAUCCGGUUGAUUCAAGGGAUUCCGAUGAGUUACAGGCAAAUUCCGGAUAAAGUGUGCUGGCGCUGGGAGGAUUCUGGUCGGUUCACAGUUCGAAGUUGCUACAGGAAUUUGGCUGGAGAUAUGGUGAAUGGCGGCUGGACAGGUUGGGCCGCCAUGUGGGCAUGGAUGUUGCCUCCAAAAAAAAAUCUGGCAGAUGUGUUGCGGUUUACUCCCGACGACGUCAAAUCUUAAAUGGAUCGGAGAAGGGUGAAUUGCGUUGAGUUUUGUGGUUUAUGUGGAAAUGCGGAUGAAUCUUUGAACCAUCUGUUUAUCUCUUGUCCUGUUGCAAGAGAGGCAUGGCAGGCUAUUGGGUGGAGCUGGGCGCCAGGUUCUGAUUCUGAUUUUUUGAAAAGGAUUGAGGCUGAGUUUCUACUCAAGAAGAAAGAGGAGCUGCAUAAGAUGGUUUGGGGCUGCUGGGGAUUAUGGUGUGAACGGAACUGCAGGAUUUGGAAUGAAAAAAAAAACUGAUGCAAAGGUGAUAUUGGUUCGGCCCCGAAUUUUUGUGGACAACUUGUUGUUGGCGCAGCAAAAUACCAGGAAGCAUCAUGGCCAGACCGAGGUCGGUCCUUCGGUAUGGAGGAAGCCGAAGCGGGUGUUGCUAAACCGUGGAACGGUAAGUUGAUGUCAUGGGAAGCAGAGCUGGUCGCGAUUCGGGAAGCUCUCAGUUGGGUCAAAGAUAACGGCUGGGAUUUUGUUGACAUUGAAUCGGAUGCCUCCAAAGCAAUUACUGAAAUUCUCCAAGGCAAAAGCGAGUCACUUGCUGGUGUUUUAGCCGAGGAAAUAAGAGAUUUGAGGCUAUGUUUUACGGAGACGUCUCUCUCUCAUGUAAGACAAUCAGCGAACAAGACGGCUCACGGGGUUGGCCGAAACGGCUUGUUCUGUGCCUGAUUGUGUCUUAUGGAGUAGUUCUGACCCACCCCCGAGUUUAUUUUACAUGUACUGAACAAUGAUUCCAUUAAUGAUAAUUAAUCCCCUUUCUCUC